AUGGCAGCACCUUCAUCCCAGGAGUUUUCUACUUCUUCUUCGGACCUGCCUUCGUGGUCCGCGCUACGCUGUCUGUUUACCGCCGAGCUGCGCGACGAACCUACAUUCGUCCAGGAAGUUUCCAGCCUACUCCAGCGUCGAGUCCAUAAUCAGAUUUCCGCGCAGGCAAAAAGCAAAAAGCUUUCACUGUUGAGCCGGGGAACUACUGCAGGGGACGCUGCAAAAAUCUUCGUAGAGGCAGACGGGGGACAGCAUUUCGCCCAGGGUAUCAAUCUACUUGCAGUUAUUUUUGUGCCGUCUCCUCAUCAUCUACGAUGCGCAUGAGCAUUGGGAUCGGGUCUUAAACUUAAUAGUAACCGCCUGACGUCGUCGAGCCGUCAAUGAAAUUGUAAUGGUGCUCGACCUUUACUAACUUUAUUUUGGCUUUAGUUACGCCGCGACACAAAUAAAUUCUGAACCAACGUCCUAACAGGUGCACCUGGUUCGGGUUCGGGGUUUCCACCUGCAGCGUCAGCUACCGCACCAACUGCACCGAUUUCAUCUCCUCCAGAACAUCAAGAGGUAAGCGACAAAGCUCGCCCCACAACGUAUGCUCGGUUUCACGCGGUGCUCGCUCGUCUCAAGAACUAUCGCGAGGACGGCGAUGUUGCGCAGACUAGCAAAGACAAAACUGCCGGCUUCACUGCUGCUGCCGCUCCUGACGAAGCGACUCAGUCGCGCCAAGCUCAAGCUCCUGGCGUUGUAGGAGGUGUGCUAGCGCCAGCAGCAUUGGAAAGGCAGUUCCCAUUCUGCGAGGAGGCCCACAAGUUUUGGACGGCAUUCGAGGACACGGCGGCCGGCGAGACCAAGGAUGGCGGCUUUGAUUACCUCGCUUUGCCGCAAAAUGAAGUCGACGUUCUCUUCUACACGACGCAAGCCGAACGCGAAGAGUGGCUUUCGAGUCUAGAAAGCAAAAGCACAAGGUUUGCCGAAGCCCGGGAAAUUGAAAGGAACAAAAAUCUGGCAGAUGAUCCAGCACCUCCUGGAACGAAUGCUCGCAGCAUACUAGCUAUUUCCGAAGAUGAAACCGACGAACCUCGGCUGCGCUCAUCCACAAACCAUUCGCAACGACUACUGCAACAGGAGAUCGGGAAAGUUGUGGCUGCGAAAAAGAAACUCGAAGAGGAAAAGGCGAUCGCUGAUUCGCUAGAAAACAACGCGGAUAAGGAUCAUGUUGAGAAAAUAACCGUUUCUGCGUUGCCUUUGCACACAGCAUUCCCGCCGCCAGCUCGCCAGGAUUUCUUUUCUGUCGUGAUGGAGGCAGCAGCCAGAAAUCGAGCGCGCACUGCAGCUGCGGCAGAGAAAGAAAACGACCUCGACGCGGCCGCACUCAACGAAGCAAAAGGUGAAGCUGAUGAAGGACAAGAUGCGAAAACAACUUCAGAUGGCAACACUGAAGAAGAAGAGCGAGAACACGUAGAAGCGUUAGCAUCUGAUCAUCCACCAGCAGCCGGUGGAGUAGAAGUAGCAGAGCCGAGACAGGACGUCGUGGCUGCUUGUUUGCACAAAGAAGAUGAGGAAGAGCGACCAUCAUGUGCAGAAGAAGGCGGUGGAUCUCGAUUCUGUGGAGGAGCUCCUGGAGACGUGGUCGAGCUGCAGAAUCAGGUAAACAAAGCCGGCAGCAAGCCCGACUCGUGCUCCCUUGCUGUUCGGGAUGAUGAAAUUGUGGCUGCUACAACGGAAUCAGGAUCAACAAAGCAUCAGUACCAGCAGCGUGGCGCUGCCGUACUAACGCAAAAAGUUCAGAACAGGUCAGUUUCGUUUUCGUCGCGGUCACGAUUUCUUCAACAGCUAUCUUCUAGCAGAAUUGGUUCUCCUCCGGGAAAGCGACACGGAGCCUACCGGUUUCAGCGCUCCUGCAUUUCCACAACGAGACUGCGGGAUCGAGCUAUGCGUGCUGGAAGGCGCUCUGGACCAGAGGGAGAAACGACCCACAACAGGGAUGCGGAUCCUGUGAAUGAUCCUGCUGCUGGUCUUUGGGCCACGUGCAGGUCCAGCACUGAUGCUGCUAAUAUUAUCGUUGGCGACGAGACAGCAGCGGCUGCAACAUCGGUCAUGAUGUCCGCGGCGGAACGAAAGAAAACUUUCGAAGCAGCAGCGCCGUGGUUACGAGGAAAUCGCAUCUUUGACGAACACCUGGAACUGCUUCGGGCCGCCGAAACCCCCUCAGCAGGAAGCGCGGACGCGCUUCGGAACAACUACCCCCAACUGUCUCAAGCGUACGAGAAUAGGGCGAAGGCAGAAGUGCUGCACAAGAUCGAUUUUCUCUUGGGACGACAGUGUAACGGACGAGGUGUGAGAAGGCCGCGCACGCCACGAGGAACAGCGACACACAGUGCAGAGGACGAAAGCGAGCAUUUUUCUGUUUCUAUGAAAUCUGCCCGCAGCAGCAGCCAAUCGCUCUGCGCUUUGGUGCCGCAGGAGGCGCGACUCCAAUUUGAGCGAGAAUUCGAGCGCUCGUUCCGCGCGCGGGCGCUCCGCGAACACCACAUUCUGCUGCCGAAAGGGUUACUGCCGAAGAUCUUACAACUCUCCUCAACAAAAAACAUGGCGGGGAACAACGUGAGUGCUUCGGUUUCUUCGAUGGCGGGAACUCUGGGGAGGACCUGCGAAGGUGUGAAAAACGCUUCAGCCUCCAGAGCCACCAAUACGGACGUUGUUCAGCUGCGCGACGAAGGGAUCAUGAACUGCAGUUCGAUCUCGCCCAGGGAUCAUGACGGCAAAGGAACAAUGAGCGUGCGGCAUCCUGCUGGUAGCUCGUCUUCGGCAUGUGACGAAGAUGCUCACGUCAAAAUUGCGGGACAGAAAAAUGAAACUGCUUCUAGGAUCCCUAGCCUCGCAGACCGGAUAGCGACUCUUUUGGACGAAAGUCCACUGCUCCGACAAGAACCGCCAAGAAGCCACAUCGCAAGCACGAGCUCGAAAAAGGCCAUGGUCACAGCGGGACCAGUUGCACGUUCAGGAGAACAAGCAAAGCGAAAGGCACCGGCGCAAAAUCAGGAGCAAUUAGCUUCGUCCGGUGCAGCAUCUCUAUCUUUCGGUUCACAGCCGUUCCCGCCGGCGAAGAAAGCGGCGCCACAUCAUAAGUCAUUGAAUACUCAGGACUACAAGCAGAACUACGACGACAGUGGUCCACCUACAAGUAGGUCUUGUUGCAACUACUCCUCGCAAGAGCCAACGGAAUCGCUUGUGGUGCAGCAGUCUCAACACGAUGCUGUGGUCGUCCGCUCAUCGCUCUACUCGCCAACGUCGAGCAGUAGCGCUUCUAAUUGUAGCUUAAGCGCGAAUUCUUCAAGUUACACGAGUACCGCCCGAACCUGUCGAAGCCAAGAAGGCUCCACCUACGACACCAGAGGGCCACGCGGGACGAGAGGAGAAAGGAAAUCCGAGGAUACCGUAAUCAAUGCUUUCAUGGAAGCAAUAACCUCAACUGGUGGAGGUCAUGCUUUCGACCGGCAAAAGCGGAGGCACCAGCACACGGCGCGAAAAAUCAUUCGAGCCACGGAUCUGUUCCUCCGUGAUGACACGGGCGCCACGGCCGCGUGGCAUCAGGAUUUGCGGGCGCGCUGCACCGCGCCACAUAAAAAUCAUGUUCCGGUACAUCCGCCUGCUCACAACUCAAGUGGUAGAAGGAACACCAGCAGCACAGCAACGAGCACUGGACGAGAAGAUGCAGCUCCGGUCGUCGUCUUAGAGCCACCGCCAGCAAAUAACGGUAGGAGUGUGAAUCACCUCCCCACCCCUUUGAAUCACCUCCCCACGCAUCACCCCCCCACCCGGAUCACCUACCCACCUCCCCCGCAUCACCUCGUGACGCGGCCGCAUCACCACCGCAACGGCCGGAGGUGAUGCAGAAGCAGAGCCGGCUGCGGCCUUGGUUGUUUAGGUCUAGGGUUUAGGGCUCGGGGUUUAGGGUCGUCGAGGCCAGCCGGCGCGACGGCGCCGUCGCGCCGGCUGGCCUCGGCGAUUCUCUCUUCCUCGUGUGCUCUGUCCCUUCUCCGCUCUUGCGUGUCACCCUUUUGGCGCCCCCUUCUCGUUGGCCCUUCUGAAUGUUGUGCGCCCUUUGCCCCCGGCGUGCCUCCGUGCCUUAACUCCUUGCGGCAUUGCUUUGCGUGCCCCGUAGGUCGUUCCAUGCUCGCCACCUUAGGGCCGCCGGUCGACAUCUGGUGGCCGCGUACAUAGGCGCAUCUGUCAUGCAGGAUGAGGGCCCAUGUGCGUUGUGGCAGAUACCUGCUGGCUUCAUGGCCGCGAGGUAGAUCGAUGGCACAGAACGAAGCCAAGCAACAAGCAUCCAGACGCAGUCACGUUCUGGUCGACCAUCGCGGGGAAGUGCAACGUGGUGGGGAAGUGUUGGACGGCAGGGAGGUGGGGAAGAACCUCCCCACCUCCCCACUACUGGGGAGGCACCUCCCCACACGCGGGGAGGCACCUCCCCAGGGUGGGGAGGUAGGGAGGUGGGGAGGUGAUGCGUGGGGAGGUGAUUCACACCAUAACCGCAAAUAACAGUUCUUGCGCCGAUGAAUUGGGCCUGCACUACCAGCGGCAGCGCGUGAUGCGAGAUGUGCGGCAGGACGUGGAGCGGUUGGCUACGCUAGAGAGCAGGUUGCUGGUGGACGUGAAAAGAAUGGAGGAGAAGUUGGAAGUAUCCACAAAAAAAGACUCAGCAUCCCCAUCCAAUUUGGAUUUGCCAUGCUUGCAGAACAUGCAUCAACUCAUCCACAUCCAGUGUUUGGCAUGCAAAAUCAAGUGAACAAUGGGGAUCAUGGGUUCUUUCCUGAGGAUAGAAAGAGCAAAAGCUGGAAUUUGAAAGAAGCGAAGCGAAGGAGCGCAAGCGACAGCAGCACCAUCGGGAACUGCGGAAAAAGCUUGACGCGCUCUACCAAGAACGGGACGAGCAGCUGGAGGCCGAGGCCGCGUACGACGAGGAGAUUGCGGCUGAGGAGGAAAAAGCCCGUGAAAGGAGGAAACGCGAGGAGGCGAGAAAGCGACAAGAACAGAAGGUGAAAAUCGAAGCGUGGCGAAGAGACAAGGACUCGGCCGAAAGUGGAGAGAGAACAAAGAAAGAGCAGAGAGCUCCUGCAGGGGAUUUAUGCACAAAGCUGCGCGGCAACGAAAUUUUGUGGGAUGUGCAGCCCCCUCCACCGCCGCGGCAAAAAGCCUGGCUGCUCGGGGGGCCGGAAGAUGCAGCGUCGAAGGUGCAGGGAACACACUGCAGGAAGGUCAACGGGAAGGAGAAGUCGCAGUCGUCUUCUGCUCGCACAGCGGACGAGCCACCAGGUCCCUCUCAGAGAGAUGUUCUGCGAAACGAAAUUCGAAGGCACUUCAACGUGAAGGCACAAGAAUCAUCAAGUGCGAGUACUUCUGUGUCGAAUGAGCGCCCUGCUGCUGAUCGUCCUGCAAAAGGACCAGCAAAGGAAGCGCGAACAAAGAACAGUAAUGCUAACGCAGUAAAUGCAGCAGCAAGCGUAAGUGGAACACCAUUCAAUCGAAGUACUCGUCCGAACAGAGCGAAACUAGAAAUGAAUCUGAGCUAGCUAUACCCCCUGCCUUCGCGGCACACGACUAAUGUUUGACGUUGAUUGAAUUCCAGCGAAACAAGAACUGCUGCAGGAAAAAAACUCACUAUUCGCCUUUGCAGCACGAUGAAUUCUACUACUUUAUUUCGACAGAGAUCAGCAGCAUGCUCAUGCAGCGGGUUCGUUUUUGUUUUUCAUUUCUGUCUCUGUAGGUGUAGUCGUGAAGCUUUCAGCACGAGGCAAUCGCCGGAGCACUUGAAUAUAGAU
Amoebophrya sp. A120 is the source of this 5822-nucleotide messenger RNA. Lineage: Eukaryota; Dinophyceae; Syndiniales; Amoebophryaceae. The record is from the annotation of a GenBank genome assembly.